Paramecium pentaurelia is the source of this 984-nucleotide messenger RNA. The record is from the annotation of a GenBank genome assembly. NCBI's taxonomy places the organism in Eukaryota, Ciliophora, Oligohymenophorea, Peniculida, Parameciidae.
AUGGAUGCAGUAAUGAAUGGCGCAAUAGCUGGAGCUACUACAGUUUUAAUUACAAACCCAUUUGAUCUAGCUAAAACGAGAUUAUAAGCUUAAGGAGAACUAGUUGCUGAAGGUCAUUAUAAGAGAGCAUAUUCUGGUGUGAUAAAUACAUUAAUAAAAACUUCAUCAUCUGAAGGAUUAUUAGCAGUUUAAAAAGGAUUGUAGGCUGCUAUUGUAUUUUAAAUUAUUAUGAACGGUUUACGAUUUGGAAGCUAUGAGAUUGUAAAGGAUAUUGCAAAUUAAUAAUUCCAUUUAUAUAAUUCUCAUGGAUAUGUAAAGGUUUUAUCAAAUAUUGGCAUUUCAGCAGGAGUUGGUUGUUUUAGUGCGUAAUUGAUCUAAUAUUUAAAUUAAGUUUUGUUUCCAGUCCAUUUAAUAUGAUUAAAACUAGAUUAAUGCUUUAAACUAAGGAUCUACCAUGUGGAAAUAGAUAUAAUUAUUCAGGACUUAUUGAUGCAAUUUCAUAAAUAUUUAAAUUGGAAGGGUAAAUUUAAUAGAAGAGUUAAAUAGAUUAAAAGGACUUUAUGCUGGAUCUUCAAUUAUGGCACUUAGAACUGGAUUAGGAUCUGCAAUUUAAUUACCAGUUUUUGAUUUUACUAAAGAACAUGGAAAAUAAUGGAUCAAAAACUAAACUGAAUUAAAUAUGUUAGCUAGUGCUAAUGCUACUUUAUGGUUAUGUUUAAUGACUUGUCCUGUAGAAGUGGCUUUGACUAGAUAUUUUAAUUAAUAAUUUGAUAAAGUAAUCAUUUUUAAAUAUUUUAUUAGUAUGGUAAUCCUACAGUUUAUUAAGGAUGUUUUCAUGCCAUAAAAAUAAUUUUUUAAUCAGAGGGUUUCUUAGGGUUGUACAAAGGACUAGGAGGUUUAUUUUUUAGAUCUGGUCCAUAAUCGUUUAUCUCAUUAUUAAUUGUUAAUCAAUUAAAUAGUCUAAGAAAUUAAAAAAAAUAAUGA